CGGGCCGCGGGCCCCGCCCCGAGCCCGGCGAGCCGCGCCGAGCCAGCGCCGGCAGCAUGAGGAGCGGCGCCGCCGCCGCAGCCGCCGGGUCCGCGGGACAGGCGGAGCAGGAAUAACAUGUGUGGAAGUACUUGCUGUUGUUGAUCACUUGUACCCUGGCACAAGGGCUCCAGCUUAAUCAUUCUCCUCAAGCUCUGCUUUUAGAACAUGGGGGAAAACGAUGAUGAAAAAUACAAUCAAGCUGGCCAGAUAUUUGAAAACUUUGUACAAGCAUCAACAUGCAAAGGCACCAUUCAGGCCUUCAAUAUUCUCACUCGCCAACUUGAAUUAGAUCCUUUGGACAAUAGAAACUUCUACACCAAACUGAAAUCGAGGGUGACCACAUGGAAGGCCAAAGCUUUGUGGAACAAGCUUGAUAAAAGAGCAAGUCACAAAGAGUAUAAACGCGGAAAGUCUUGUAUGAACACUAAGUGUUUAAUUAUUGGAGGUGGCCCCUGUGGCCUGCGGACUGCCAUAGAACUUGCCUUCCUGGGAGCCAAGGUUGUCGUCGUGGAGAAGCGGGACACUUUCUCAAGGAACAAUGUGCUGCAUCUCUGGCCCUUCACCAUCCACGACCUCCGGGGGCUGGGAGCGAAGAAAUUUUAUGGGAAGUUCUGUGCAGGAUCUAUUGAUCACAUCAGUAUUCGGCAGCUUCAGCUCAUCCUCUUCAAAGUUGCACUUAUCCUGGGAGUUGAGAUUCACGUGAACCUGGAAUUCGUGAAAGUCCUGGAGCCUCCUGAAGAUCAAGAAAACCAAAAGACAGGUUGGAGGGCUGAGUUUCUCCCCAUGGAUCACCCUUUGUCAGAGUAUGAAUUUGAUGUUAUCAUUGGUGCAGAUGGCCGCAGGAACACAUUGGAAGGCUUCAGGAGGAAGGAAUUUCGUGGAAAGCUGGCUAUUGCAAUCACUGCCAAUUUUAUAAACAGAAAUACAACUGCAGAAGCCAAAGUAGAAGAAAUCAGUGGGGUUGCUUUCAUCUUCAACCAGAAAUUCUUCCAGGACCUGAAAGAGGAAACGGGGAUUGACCUGGAGAAUAUUGUUUACUACAAAGACAGCACGCAUUAUUUUGUCAUGACAGCAAAAAAGCAGAGUCUUCUGGACAAAGGAGUGAUUAUUAACGAUUCCAUUGACACCGAGCUGCUGCUCUGUGGGGAAAACGUGAACCAGAGCAAUUUGCUGUCCUACGCCAGAGAAGCUGCUGACUUUGCAACCAACUACCAGCUGCCUUCCUUGGAUUUUGCAAUUAAUCACUAUGGCCAGCCAGAUGUAGCAAUGUUUGAUUUUACCUCCAUGUAUGCAUCUGAAAAUGCUGCGCUGGUGAGAGAGAGGCACAGACAUCAGCUCCUCGUGGCACUUGUUGGAGACAGUUUGCUUGAGCCCUUCUGGCCGAUGGGUACUGGCUGUGCAAGAGGCUUCUUGGCUGCCUUUGACACGGCGUGGAUGGUGCGGAGCUGGGCGCAGGGGAAGCCCCCGUUGGAGAUCCUGGCUGAACGAGAGAGCAUUUAUCGACUCUUGCCUCAGACAACCCCUGAAAACAUUAAUAAGAACUUUGACCAGUACACCAUUGACCCAGGAACAAGAUAUCCAAACUUGAACUCGAGCUGUGUUCGACCUCACCAGGUGAGACAGUUAUAUGUUACCAAUGAGCUACAGCAGUGUCCUCUUGAAAGAGUGAGCUCCAUUAGAAGAUCAGUGAACCUCACAAGGCAAGAGUCAGAUAUUCGGCCUAACAAGCUUUUGACGUGGUGCCAAAAGCAGACGGAGGGAUACCGAAACGUUAAUGUCACUGACCUGACCACCUCUUGGAAGAGUGGCCUUGCUCUGUGUGCCAUCAUCCAUCGCUUCAGGCCUGACCUCAUCGACUUCGACGCCCUGAACGAGGAGGACGUGGUGAGGAACAACCAGCUGGCCUUUGACGUGGCUGAGCAGGAGUUCGGGAUCCCCCCGGUGACCACGGGCAAGGAGCUGGGCUCGGCUGAGGAGCCCGACAAGCUGAGCAUGGUGCUGUACCUGUCCAAGUUCUACGAGCUGUUCCGGGGCACCCCUCUGCGCGCAGUAGAUGCUGCUGAGAAGCAAAAUGGAGAAAAUAAUGAACUUGAUUCACCAAAAUCAUCGAAUUUCAUCUUUAAUAAUUAUAUCAAUUUAACUUUACCCAGAAAACGAGUACCAAAGGCUGAAGGGAAAACAGAAGAAAAUGAGACUAACAAGAGGCGUCGGAAAGGACUCUUUGGUGUCUUUGAGCAGUCUUCAGGCUUUCCAAGCCAGGGGGCCAACAAUGGGAAAGAACAGAGUGAUGGCAGAGAAGGAAUAAACCAGAACAAGGUCAAAUCAAUGGCAACUCAGCUGCUGGCCAAGUUUGAAGAGAACGCUUCAAAUACAAUUCUGCGGAGACAGAAAAGAGCUCAGACCAUAGCAAAUAGGGAAUUCCAUAAAAAGAACAUUAAAGAGAAAGCAGCACAUCUCGCCUCAAUGUUUGGAUACAUGGAGUUUCCGAAGAAUAAGCUACCUACUAAAGGCUUAUCCCAUUCUCAGCCCCCAACUCCCUCUUGCCCUCCACCUCAUCAUUCAGCUGUUGCUGCUUCAUCAUCUGUCGGUUCAGCUUCCUCUGCUGUUUCUUCUCAACAGGGUUCUCUGCGAAAAGAAUUCCCCAAGUCCAUCGGGGGGAGUGACAUUUGUUAUUUCUGCAAGAAACGGGUCUAUGUCAUGGAGCGGCUGAGUGCAGAAGGCCACUUCUUUCACAGGGAGUGCUUCAAGUGUGAGAUAUGUUCUACAACACUCCGCUUAGGAAUUUAUGCCUUUGAUGUUGAAGAAGGUAAAUUUUACUGUAAACCUCAUUUCACGCACUGCAAAAUCAGUACGAAACACAGAAAGAGAAGGGCAACAAUACAGAUCCAUGGAAAGGAGGCGAUAGACACGUGGAAGAAAGUGGAAGCCAAACCCACAGAGAUCACCACAGAAAGCACUCUGUCCCCUGCUAGCAGUCCAGAGGACAGGUCCCCAGGCUGCUGCUUGCCCAUGGCUGACGAGCCCACCUCCCCCAAGAAGGCAAGGAGCAUCCCGGAGCAGCAGGAGCUGGAGCGCUGGUUCUCCCCCCCUUCCCCCGAGUGGGCCAUCGUGAGGGUCAUCCCCGAGGAGGAGAUGGCUGAGCACAACCUCCUCGCAGUUCGAGUCAUGGUCACCAGUGAUGCUAGCAGCUCUGAGCUGGACUCUGAUUUCAACGGGGACUCCUCGAACUCGGAGGUGAGCGAAGGGCAGAGCUGGCUGCCGGAGCCCCCCACCUGCUCCAGCCCCAUCCAGAGGUGGGCGUCGCUCAUCAGGAGCCCCGCCGUGCCCGAGGAAAGCUCCAAAACAUCCAAAGUCGCUGAUGCACUCCAGAGAGCCAACAGUUUUCAGUCCACGGCGUUAAAUAAGUAUCAGAGUUGGAGGAGAAAAAUCCAAACGAGCUUUCCUCUGCUGUCGAGCAAGAAACCUGGGCUACACGGGAAGGACAGCUCAGCCAGCUGCCAGAGUGGUGCUGCAGAGGAGCACUCCCAGACACAGUUGGCUUCUUGUAAGAAGCCACCAGAAAUUCCAAGAGGACGUUUCAAACCCUGCAGCCCAGUAUUUCAAAGAAAAGGAAAAGCCAGGGAGGUGCCUGAAGACACACAUUGCUAUGUUCCCCACUGUCCUUUUCAGAGCAGCACCACAGGUCCUCCACUGACUCCUCUUGGGAAUGGGACACUGGCUGCUGAUUAUUAUGAGCCUGAAGACAGAGACAGUGACACUGGGACACACUCAGCCCGGGACUGGAAGAAAAAAACAUGGAAAUACACCUCUGAACCAGAGCACUUUAACAGGAAGACAAAAGCAGUCUCAUCUCUGGAUUUGAAAGAGAGGGAUGGCAAAAAUACCAGGCACCCAGGAGAAAAGCUUGAGCAGGAAUUGAAGGAGGCAAAACAGAGGCUGGGGCUCCGUGCUCAACAGCAGCCCUUGUGUGGCCCAAACAGGACAGACUCAAGUGGGAGCAGCCCAGGGUGUGGAAACAACAGAGCCCUGGAGAAAAAGGAUGCUGGCUGGAAAAAAGAAGAGUUCAAACACUCUGGUUGUCCUGAGCCUCUCUUAUUUGCAGAUGGUGCUCCAGCAGCUUCAUCAGUGGACACAAAGGAUGCUCUGAGGAUUGCAGAUGUGGUUUCCAGGGAGCAUGGAGCCAGCCAGCCAAAAUCCCCACUGAGGCUCAUCGCCAAUGCUAUCAAAAGGUCCAUUUGGGAGCCUCUAACCUCAGCUCCAGAAGGAAUAAAGCAGGACUCGGACAGCAAAGACAAAUCCUCUUCAGAACAAGCCUUCUUCAGCUUCCCCAGCACUCCUGGGUAUUCCCUGAGCCAAAGGAACAGAAACAACAAUAAUACUCAGUCACAGCAUCCUAAAGUAAGGGAGUGGGCAGGAAAACACGUGGGAGAUGAGAGCCAUUACUCAAAUCUAUUUUCUUCUCCUGUGGGCUCUGAAGGGAUAUCUCAGAGGGAUUACAGGGAAGAGGUAUCUUUCACACCCUACAGGCCUUCCAAGACAACCCAUAUACCUCAGAAGCCAGCUUGCACUAGGAUGGAGGAAGUCCCAGGACUCCUGGAGAAGUUUACCUUUGAAGACAGUCCUCUAGGAGCUCCCAUAGAUGAAAUAUGUAUCCAGGAGAAAAAGUCCCCUCUUCUUUCAUCUGCAGAGCCCAAGAACUCCUUCAAGGACAGUCUGGAUGACUCUGCACAAAAGGAGUCACUCUUCAACAGACUGAGAAGCAAAGCUUGUGAAAGGGAACGGAAUUCCUUGAUGUCAUCUCUGCCUGUAAUUAGGGACCGUUCUCCAGAAAGGUUGUGUUAUCCUUUCACAGGAUAUGAACACGUACCUGUCAGAAGACAAGCUGCUGAGUAUUCUACUUCAUCCUCUGAAGAGGAAUUUGAAUCCAAGCCUUCAUUAACGCACAAGGCAAAAAGGUCUAUCAGAAAGAGGAGGAAGCUGGAGAAGGAGACAAAGCAGUUGAUUAAACAAGAGGAGCUGAAGAGGCUUCACAAAGCACAGGCAGUCCAGCGCCAGCUAGAAGAGCUGGAGGAAAGACAAAGAGCUCUGGAGAUUUUUGGUGUCGAACUGGAGAGAGAACUAAGAGGAGAAGCAGAUUCAGGCACAAAGGAUGAAAAUCAGAUGCUGCAUGAAUGGUUCGAGCUGGUGAUGGAGAAGAAUAAGUUAAUGCGUUAUGAGUCUGAGCUCCUGAUUAUAGCCCAAGAGCUAGAACUGGAGGACCACCAGAGCAGGCUGGAACAAAAGCUGAGAGAGAAAAUGGCCAUUGAUGACAGCCUUAAAGAUGAGAUGGAUCUGAACGAAGAGUAUGAAAUUUUUACCGAGAUGAUGAAAGUGGUUGAAGAAAGGGACAGACUUGUAUGUGCCUUGGAAGAGCAGAGAGUGAGAGAAAGAGCAGAAGACCAGCACUUCGAAAGCCUUAUAUUAUCUACAGGUUAUCAGCUGAGCAGGAUUUAAACAGCCACGUGCAAAUAAACAUCCUUUCAGCAGUAUUCCCUAUCACGGAGACAGAGUCUUCUGGAAAAUGAAGGAAUUCAAAGUCAACAUCAGCUUACUUGGGAAACACGGCAUUUUGUUGUCAAAAGCUUUAAAGCAGUUCUUUUGCUUAUGCCAGAGACAGUCAUUCCACUGUCAGCUCAGAGAAUCACUGGAAUUCAGAUCUGGACUGAAUUUGCCUGUCUGAUGGGCACCAGGGUCUGUGAAAGGGAAAUCAGAGCCCCAUUAUUCUCUUGGAAUUUUAUUUUAAUGCUGAGAGUAGAGUUUCUGAGGAACAUGAUGACAUCAUUUAGUAUUUCUGAGACAGCCUUACUUUCCAUCUGUUUGUCUGAAUCUCUGUGUGGCUUUGUUAAUUUUUUGGCACAGCCAAGCUAUGGUCAACUCUAGAAAAGUCAGAAAAAACGCAUCUCAUAAAAAUAGGGUUAGUCUUUAUUUCUGGUGGAGGAAGAGUCGUUUGACUAAUGACUACAUAUAAGCACUUACUAAAACUACUGUCAAUGCAAUGUCAGAAAUUAAUUUUCCAGGUAUUUAUCAGUUUUAUUGCACUGUGUAUUUUUGAACAAGAAGUUGAAGCAAUAUUAAAUCCCUACAUUUUGUAAAAUGGUAAGGGAUUAUUGACUGUCCUUACAGCUGUUACAUGCUCAAAAAAGUUUCUGUGUAUCAGAGAUUAAGUUCUUUAUAAAUAAGAUAAAAGAUAAUUUAAAAAUAGUAAUUCAGACCCAACUGAUAUUUGUAGGGCACACUUUACUAUGACAGACUUUACAAUUUCUUUAUAAAAUAUAUCACAAGUUGUAUUUUUGGAUGCAAUGAAUGGUAUAGCAAUUAAAGACCUCCCCAAGAAUAAUCCCAUAAAAAGACUGCAAAAAAUGUUGAGUUUUUAAUAUCAACAUUUGAUAGAAAAUAUUGUGAGUGUAUUUAAAUUACAUUUAUCUUGCUGCUUGAGAAUAUAUGGGUAUUUUUUUCUUAAAGGGACCAUCUCCUAUCUUUUUUGUACAUGCAUUUGUAGAUAUUGGCAAAACAGCACACAGAAAUUCUCCUAAUUUAAGUAACUUCUUAAAUCUAAGAUAAUUCUGCAAUUUAAGAUUGGUAAUAUUCCCAACUGUAUGGGUGAUGCACUGGAUUUUCAAACUGGAAAAAAACAAGGGGAAACUGAAAGACUGAGGGUUUGUUGGGUUUUUUGGGGGGUUUUUUUGGGUUUUUUUUAAUAUCAUUUUACCUCGCACUCUGAGGAGAUUUGAUGUUCUCAUUAUUUUGUGAAUGGUGCUAAUUUGCAGCAUCUGCCUAUGGUACAGCCAAAGAUAGAAGCAUUCCUGUUAAAAAAAGCUUUAAACUGGAAAACCUCUCGGUGAGACCUGGCAAAGUAAUAGACACACUGGAUCCUGUCCCAAUAAUUUAUCAGUUAUCUUCAGGGGCUUUUGGUUUUUUGGUUGUUUUUUUCUUCUGUAUUGCAAGAAAUUUGAAAUACCCUUUCUAAAGGUAAAAGCAAGUUUUUGCUGUUGGUCACAAAUAAUAUACCUCUGUUGAUGCAAGCUUUAUACUAUUGCUCCGCAAUAUUUAUUUAUAUUUAUUUAUUAGACUGUUUAGAGAAGGUAAGACUGGUUAGAGAGGGUAAGAGUGUUGGGUUACAUUUUACAGUUUGGAUGUUGUCUCUGAUUUUGAUUGAAAAAUGUGUAUUUCCAACAGCUGUGUACAGCAAAGCUGUGCACUGUAGAGUAGACAGCUUUAUAGAUUUGGUAAAUAAUUAGGAGUAAAAAAUGAAUUAAGAUUUUAAACAAUGUUCUCAGUGACUGUAACUUGAAGGGAUACCCUUAAAACACAGCAUUCAGGGCUUUAACAUAUCAUUUAUCUUUCAUCACAGUGAAAAGACAUGGAAGAAUACUUAAAUGUGUUCCAAAAUAACCACCAGAAUUUUUCCCCCCUCUCAUUCAUAGGCUAAGCAUACCUGAUCUUCAGAUGACAUUUUUACUGAGAUGGAUUGCAGUGAUUGAUUUUUUAAACUAACUCUAUUACUUAAGACUGACACAAAGUAGGAGAGGCAGAACAGCAAUAAAUAUUUUAAUUUUCUCUGUUGAGAUCUGCUGGUAUUUCCAGUUUUGUGGAGAAAAUUUCUGGGUUUUAUCACUGUCCCCAGUCCUGCCUCAUGCAGUCCUGUAGAAAAAGACAGUCUAGGAAAUGCAAUCAUUUUCUGUGAGAGUCAUAAUGAUUCCAAGGGGGUUUUUUUGACGUUUGAAAGCAAAAUUCUUAGAGCUUUGCACAGGAGGAGAAUUCUGCAAAAAUCUCUAGUUAUAUCAAAGAUUGGGCUUUUCACCUCACUUUUACAAUUAAGAAGUCCAUUCACAUCAGUGUUGCUGUUGCAAAUAAGCCACGAGAUUUCAGUUUACAGCAGAUAAAACCAAUAUAUAGUUUAUAUAAACCAAUAUAGUUUACAGCUAUAAAACCAAACUCCAAAGGGUGUUUUCCCUUUAGCUCCCAAGAUUUGCGUUCUUGAGAGUAUCAGAGUCCACAGAAGCUGAGGGGCCACCAGAACUUUAUGGACAUCAAACAAAUUCUUUGCUAAAGAAGCACUUUUCUGCGUGGUUGUUUCACAUGCUCUACCCAAAACUGUCUGCUCUUGGGUGGAAAAACUUGUCAGGCUACUGCUGCCCUGCCUGAUUUUAAGUACCUCACAAGAUUAGAUCCAAAAAACCAUGCAAGUGAUUUAGAAAAUCAAACUCCUAAGUCAUUUAAAACAGGUCUUUGUGUAUUGUGAGAGUAGAGAAGGGAGUUUAAAAAAAGAGAAACUUUGUGCACUGUUCACAGGUCAGUUUCAUAUGGUUGGCUUGUACUAGAAAUGUAUUUAAACACUGGUUUGGUUAUCAGUUUUCUUGCUGCUCAAUCUUUUCUGUUACUUGGCUCACUAAUUUAUAAUAGAUUUGUUCAUUUUUAAGUUCACGGCACUGUCAUUUCAGGGUAUAAUGUGAUGUGCUGGAAUGUACUGAGUGUGUCUAAAUGGGCUGGUUGCGAGAAAUUUUCUAUUUGAAAGAAUAAAAUUCUGUCUUACUCUUUUGAA
Prinia subflava (tawny-flanked prinia) is the source of this 8623-nucleotide messenger RNA. It is a transcript of the gene MICAL2, whose product is annotated as microtubule associated monooxygenase, calponin and LIM domain containing 2. NCBI's taxonomy places the organism in Eukaryota, Metazoa, Chordata, Aves, Passeriformes, Cisticolidae. Gene Ontology annotation, molecular function: FAD binding; protein binding. Bases 208 to 5535 code for a protein of 1775 amino acids. The record is from RefSeq and is a predicted model, not a curated record. The transcript has 32 exons.